Vitis vinifera (wine grape) is the source of this 2729-nucleotide messenger RNA. Its product is annotated as probable ribonuclease P/MRP protein subunit POP5. The record is from RefSeq and is a predicted model, not a curated record. Gene Ontology annotation, cellular component: ribonuclease P complex. The coding region runs from base 188 to 652 and encodes 154 amino acids. The transcript has 5 exons. Gene Ontology annotation, biological process: tRNA 5'-leader removal. Gene Ontology annotation, molecular function: ribonuclease P RNA binding. Lineage: Eukaryota; Viridiplantae; Streptophyta; Magnoliopsida; Vitales; Vitaceae.
UAUUAUUAUUAUUAUUGUUAUGAUUAUGUUCUUCCCUUCACUCCACUCCAGCAGCAACAGAGAAAAUCCCACGUCUCUCCCCUGCUUCAAAAUAUCCUAACUAAUCAUGGUUGAUUCUUCUCUCUUUUGGGUGUGCUAGGCCCACUUUUAGAUUAUUUCGGAAUUGGAGAGAGGGUGAACAAGUACAAUGGUGGGGUUUAAGAAUAGGUAUAUGAUAAUGGAGGUUUUUUUGGACCCGAACCGAGAUCUUGCGGUUGAUGAUCCCAUUAUAAUUACACAGUUUAAUGUGUCAAAAGCAAUCAAAGACAGCAUUCUUGUAAACUUUGGGGAGUGUGGUCUGGCUUCAUCUUUUGGGUCAUUCCAAGUCAAGUAUGUGAAUCCCAUUACAAAGCUGUGUAUCAUCAGAGCAUCAAGGGAGGAGUAUCAAAAAGUUUGGUCUGCCAUUACUAUGGUUAAGAGUAUCGGACAUUGCCCAGUGCUAUUCAAUUUGUUGGACCUAAGUGGAAGUAUCAGAGCAUGUAGAAAUGCUGCCUUAAAAUGUGACAAAGCAAAGUUUGAGCAGUACAAGCUUGUAGUUGGAGAUCGCCUCACAGACGACAUCAAUAACCAAAUGCAGAACUGUCUUGAGAGGAUCAAAAUCCUGGAGCACUGAAGAAAUGCUGUCGUUGUUUGGCUCUGGCCGAUGGAGGGGAGUAUGAGAAAUGGACUCUUUCGUCCUUCUGGGAUGAGGAUGUCAACCAAGGAAAAUCAGAAACUGUUACUUUCGGCCUGCAAUCCAUAUUCAUCAUUCAGUUGAAGUAGGUGGUGAGCUUACAAAGAGAGAUUUUUGAGGGGUUCAAACAGACCUUCUGAGUCAUGCCCUGAGGAAUAUUUUUGUUUUUUUUUCCCUGCUGGGGAUGGUUCAAAUGCAUUGUUACCUUUCAAUCUGACAGUGGGUUGUGGGUAUCGAUCAAGUUUUAGCUAUGCUGAUAUUUUGGUACUAGUAAUUUUUGGGGCCAUUGUUUUAGAGAACAUUUUUUGAGAAAACAAUUUUUUAGUAUAGUUUUAAAACAAAUUUGAAUGAGAAAAUAUUUUCCAAGAAAAAAGUUUUAAAAUAGGAGUCACAAUUUUUAUUAAAAGAAUUCAAUAAUUUCAUUGAUGGUUUUUACCAAGAGGCCCUUGAAGAUAUUAAUAAUAAAUUUAAUAAUUUCAUUGAAAAGAUUUAGGGUUUUCUUUCCCAUAAUGACUAAAAGAUAAAGCAAAUUACAAUGAUAGAAUGGGAUUGAAAGUAUGAAAUUUUCCCCUUAAGAAUUCUCAUUGGUUACAUAGAUUUUAUUGGAGGCUGCUUUAGAAGGCAACCUCUUGGGAGAUUAUAUUCAUUGUGGUCAUUUAUUUCAAAACCAUCCUAGUGAGUUGUCCUAAUUUUCAGUAUCCUGCAGCCUCUCUUGGAUCUAUCGGUUCAAGACCUGGCCCAUAGUUUUCAUAGAAGCUGCAUAAAAGAGGAUUGACUCUGAUAGAUAGUAUCAUGACUGUCAAGGAUGGGAGGAUAUUGUCCACUUUGGGCCCCGGUCUUCGGAAUUCAAUUGGCUUUUUGCAGGGUAUGUGGAUGGAAGAGAAAGAGGAGGAAGAUGAUCAACAGGAUCAGGAACUGGGGCACUGAUAGAUAGACCCAUCAUUAUUCAUUACUGCUAACUGGUUCUAUAUAUGUUUUUGCUUCUACAUAGUACAUACCAUAAUGUAACAGAGCAGAUAGCACAGGGAGAGAGGCAAUUCAGAUUCAACCCCAAGUUGGAUUGCAUAUACUUGAUCAUGAGAUAUAUAAUUGUGUUCACACAGAUGACUCAAUUGGCAUAGGACAAACCAGGUUCUGUUUUCUUACCCUAGCCCUGCCACGUCUAGAUAACAAAAAAACUUGAAUCUUAUCGACUUGGUUAGAGCAAGGUCUAGACCAAGAUAAGCUCCCAACAUUCCAGAAGGGAGCUACCAUGAAGACAUGCGAGAAUUCUUACCUGUCAGGUUUCGACAUCAGUCAAUUUUAAUUUCAACUUCAUGUUACCAGCCUGAACGACGAGCUGCCCUUUAGAUGACUCCACUUCUAAAACUGUUGCUUUCUUUCCUAGGGAAGAAACAUGCACCAUAUCGCCAACUUUGGGAACUCUUUUCUUCUCUGCAAUGCAAAUAGAAGAAGGAAAAUCUACUUUGAUGAGAACUUAAACAAUCUUUUUGACUGGUAUUUUCAACCACGAGCAAGAUGGAUAAUGUCACAAGAUCCAUCAGAUGUUUACGAGUAAUACCUGAUGAUGAUUGCUGGGCAACUUUAGCGGGGUGUUUACUCUCACUUGUAGUAGGACGUUCAUUGAUAUCUGCUGCAGUAUGUUGGUUGCUAGUUGCUGAUGCAUGUUGGCUUUUAUCUGCAGCAGUAGGCUGGGAAGGUCGGGUUGCAGAUGAACGAAGCUGUCGGACCUUCUUGUGAAGGAGAGACCGUGCCACUGCUGCAGCCUCAGAUACUUCCCUCAUCUUUCCAUAUCUUUGAUUGGUGCCAUGUUCCAUUAGCUUUCUUUUAGUCACCAAUAGAUUUUCAUAAAGAUCUCUUGAAAGCCUGCAAUCACAACCAGAACAAGCAACUUUCAAAUUAGGAGAUUGUGCCUUUUGUAUGACUUUGUACCUCUAUACGCAUACCAAAAGUUACUCAUGUUGUUUGAAAAUUCUUACAUCAGAUAAUAUCGUGCAUCAUUAACACGCUCUUGAAA